This is a messenger RNA of Centropristis striata (black sea bass), 2856 nucleotides long. Its product is annotated as fibronectin-like. Gene Ontology annotation, molecular function: protein binding. The transcript has 11 exons. Lineage: Eukaryota; Metazoa; Chordata; Actinopteri; Perciformes; Serranidae. Bases 75 to 2273 code for a protein of 732 amino acids. The record is from RefSeq and is a predicted model, not a curated record.
AUUUUAAUAAUUUUGUUUUGCAGUAGCUAUCUGCUGAAAUUAAAUGAAGCUCUUAAAGUCCACUGGAAUUCAGCAUGGGGAAAUGUAAAGUCAUCUUAAUUUUUUGUGCUGUGGUGUCGCUGUGCAGCGCUGCAGACAGAGAAUACUUCCCGGUAACGACAUCGCUCCCCUGGGAUGAAGCCAGGGAACACUGCCAGGAAUGUUACACAGAUCUGGUGACUCUGACUCCAGAAAACAUGCAGUUUGUCCAGAAGCUCGCCCAGAACCUCUCGUCUGACUGCUGGGUCGGCCUCCGCAAGAACUUCACCACCAACAGCACCAGCAUGCUCUGGUCCCGCUGGGCCAACGGGGAGCCGCUCCUCUUCCAGAACUGGUACCCUGGUUGGCCCGUCUUCCAAUCCACAGUCCCGGCCUGCUGCAGCGCCCCGGCAACGGUAGCCCCGGCAACGACCAUGGCCGAAAUCACAACCCAAAACGUGACGAGCUUUAGUGAUAAUUCAACCGAAAACGUGACGAGCUUUAGUGAUAAUUCAACCGAAGGCCUGACAACGCCACUGAUAACAACACCAGUGAUGACAACGUCAUUGAUGACAACACCAGAAGAAGAAGAGGGUGACAGGAAGUUCAUUGAAGACUCCUGUGUGGCCAUGCUCAGCUUCGGGGCCUGGGUAGAGAAGAACUGCAUGGAGUCUCUGCCCUCCAUCUGUUAUGAAGGAUUUAUUUGUGUAUAUUAUUUGUGUAUUUUUUUUUACCUUCCUGGACAUCUUGCUCUCAUUCAAACCACAGAUCGUUUCCGCGGCGGGGCCAACGUGACCAAUAAGACCUCGGACAGCGCCACCAUCACAUGGCAGCAGCCUGAACACAGGAACAUCAGCCACUACCGCGUGGAGGUCAAGACCGGCGAAGAAAUGAGAAGUUUCGAGGCUCAUGAUACGACCUAUGACCUCAAAAACCUGACAGGAGGAACCAACCACUCGGUCCAGGUGUUCCCCGUCAAGUGUGGGAGGAGCAUCUUCCCGCAAAAGGUCAACUUCUACACCAUACCAAACAAAGUGGAAAACCUGAACGUCUCCAUGGAGACAGAAAACUCCGUCUUUCUUAGCUGGAACAGACCAGCUGGAAGUGUGGAUUGCUAUUUUAUCGAGUACCAAAGCGGUUCCAGUCUCACAGAGAGCGAAAGAGAGAGAAAAAUCGACGGUUUGACACCCGGAAACUUUUACAGAUUCACCGUCAUCUCAGGCGUCAAGGACGGUUCAAGAAGUGAAAGAGUCAGCGUCACAACAUACACCAAGCCUGGGAAAGUGUCCGACCUGCAGGUUUCUGACAACACCGACAACUCACUGCGUCUCAGCUGGGAGCGACCCGAGGGAAACGUCACCGAGUUCUUGGUGAAAGCUGAGGACGCUGAUGAUCGCUCCAACAUCGAUGAGGUGGUGGUGAACGGGAUGCUAAAUGAAGUGGAGCUAACAGGGCUGCCGAGUGGCUCCAGAAUAGUCCUCAGUGUGAGAGUGCAGGUCAGCGGCUCUGGGCUGCUGGGAGACGAAGUGACCAUCACCAACUACACUGCUCCUGGACCAGUUUCCGGCCUGGUUUUAGAAACCACAGAAGACUCCCUUACUGCACGAUGGAAGCGACCUGCAGGUGAUUCUACAACUUUCAACGUGGAGCUCCAGCGUGACGGCAAAACUGAACGCCAAGCACAGGGCCUAAACGAGCCGACGAAGCAGUUUAAAGAACUGAAGACUGCAGCCAAUUACACAGUCUUCGUCAAAUCCUUCAGCGGACAUCUUGAAGGCCCACCAGUGCACGGGUCCGAGUUCACCAAGCCAAGUCGGCCCACAAACGCUGUCUCGACCAGUCCUAAUAAAACCAGUAUCACCUUCCAGUGGAAGGCCCCGAACAACACAGCAGCAGCCACCUACUUUCUCAGAUUAAACUCCAGUUUCUGGGGCGACAACCGGACUCGUCAUGGGAUUAACAAAACCAGCUACACGUUCACAGGUUUGACUUCGGGGACCAAGUACGACUUUGAAGUGCGAACGGAGGCGGAUGGACAACAUAGUCAACCAGCAACGGUUUCAGGUUGCACAGUUGCAGAUGAAAGGGAAAUCAGCCUGUCCAUGCUGUGCUCCUCUGCUGAGCCUCUCCUCUGUGAUCAAGAAGACACCAGGGAAAAAGUCUUUAAGCAGCUGGAAGCACAUUUUGAGAAGACAUUUGGGGACUCUAUUGUGUGGAACCUCAAGAAGCAAAUUGAAAACCAAGAAACACAGUAAACAUAAUACAUUUUAAUUAAUUGUUUUUAAUCUGCAUUGGUGAAGGUAUUUUAGACAUUUUAGAAAGCUUUUUCUGUCUUUCGUUUACUGUUUUGCUCUUUACUGCUGCUCAGGAAAUCAAAUAUUAAGCCACAGUGUGUCGUAUUUAGCUGUUUUGUUUUCAAUGUAAAUCUUGUUAAAUGGCGACUACACUCUCUGUCUUUUAUAUUAAGAAUUUUAAAUAUAUUUAGCACCUUCCCACUUGUUUUUAUUUCUUUUAUAUCAUUUAUUUCUGGAUGUUGCUUUGUGUGGAAGGCACAUUUUCACAAAUCUUUUUUUUAAAGAACAGUCAUAGUCUUAUCAUAAUCUAAAAAAUAGUAAGUUAAAAAGUGAUGAAUAAAAAAGGUUCCAUACUCAAAAUGAGUAUAAGCGUUUCUAUUUUUAUCCUGUUGAACUUUUUGUAUUUUUCCCCCUUUGAAAGAAAUAGGAUUCCAAUUAUGUAUUUGAGUAAAUAAAUAAAAUGGGUAAUAUCUUGAGUGAAAAUUAAACUUGUAUGUCAUGUUCCAACGCUCAAUAAAGUUUUCCAGCUGACUUCACAUCUCAG